Molecule: messenger RNA, 1848 nt
Organism: Arachis stenosperma
Lineage: Eukaryota; Viridiplantae; Streptophyta; Magnoliopsida; Fabales; Fabaceae
Product: heat shock cognate 70 kDa protein-like
Exons: 2
Coding region: 1-1848 (615 amino acids)
Biological process (GO): cellular response to unfolded protein; protein refolding
Cellular component (GO): cytoplasm
Molecular function (GO): heat shock protein binding; ATP hydrolysis activity; misfolded protein binding
Source: RefSeq, a predicted model, not a curated record
AUGGCCUCAAAACAUGUUGGACAUGCAAUAGGGAUCGAUCUUGGUACAAAGUACUCGUGUGUUGCUGUAUGGGAUGAUAAAAAUGGUGGUGCCAAGAUCAUUCACAAUGAACAAGGCAACAGAACCACACCUUCUUGUGUUGCUUUCACUGACUCACACAGAUUGGUUGGUGAUGCUGCCAAAAAUCAGGCACCAUUCAACCCAAAAAACACUAUCUUUGAUGCUAAGAGAUUGAUUGGUAGGAAACUCAGUGAUUCCAUUAUUCAAGCUGAUUUGAAUCUCUGGCCAUUCAAAGUUGUAGCUGGUGUUAAUGACAAGCCCAUGAUUUCUGUUGAAUACAAAGGUGAAGAAAAGCUUCUUGCUGCUGAAGAAAUCUCAUCUAUGAUCCUAACAAAGAUGAAGGAAAUUGCAGAGGCUUUUCUUGAAUCACCUGUGAAGAAUGCUGUUAUUACUGUCCCUGCUUAUUUCAAUGACUCUCAGCGAAAAGCUACCCAAGAUGCCGGCGCCAUUGCCGGCCUCAAUAUCAUGAAGAUCAUCAAUGAACCUACUGCUGCAGCUCUUGCCUAUGGCCUUCAGAAGAGAGGAAACUGUUCCGAAGAACGCAAUGUUUUUGUCUUUGAUCUUGGUGGUGGUACUUUUGAUGUGUCUCUUGUUACCAUUAAGGAUGAUGUCUAUGAAGUUAAGGCUACUGCCGGAGACACUCAUCUCGGAGGGGAAGAUUUUGAUAACAGAAUGAUAGAUUUCUUUGUGAAAGACUUCAACAAGAAGAACAAAGUUGACAUUAGUGAGAAUCCAAGGUCUCUUAGGAGGUUAAGAACUGCAUGUGAGAGGGCUAAAAUGAAUCUUUCAUUUGUUAAAGAAACAACAAUUGAGGUUGAUUCUUUGUUCCAAGGCAUUGAUUUUUGUUCAUUGAUGACUCGUUCAAAGUUUGAGGAACUCAACAAGGACCUAUUUGUGAAGUGUAUGGACACUGUUGAGAAGUGUCUUGCUGAUGCUAAAGUAGACAAGAACAGUGUUCAUGAUGUUGUUCUUGUUGGUGGAUCUUCAAGGAUUCCUAAACUGCAGAAUCUUGUGCAAGAGUUCUUUCUAGGAAAAGAUCUUUGCAAGAGCAUUAACCCGGAUGAAGCAGUUGCUUAUGGUGCUGCGGUUCAAGCUGCUUUAUUGGCUGAAAACUUAAGCAUUGCACCGGAUUUGGUUCUGUUAGAUGUUACUCCUCUGUCUCUAGGGAUUUCUAUAAAAGGAGACAUAAUGUGUGUAUUGAUUCCAAGAAAUUCUAUGAUUCCUACUAAGCAUGAAAAACUCUUUGGGACUUUCGAAGACAACCAAUCCGCGGCGAAGAUAGCUGUUUAUGAAGGGGAGAGAACAAGGGCUAGUGACAACAACUUGCUGGGAUUGUUUUGUUUAUCUGAUCUUAAUCCUUCUCCGCGACGCCACCCUAUAAAAGUGUGCUUUGAUUUGGAUGAGAAUGGUGUUCUAAAAGUGUAUGCUGAGGAAUCAAAGACAGGGAAGAAGAAAGAGAUUACUAUAGUGAAUGAGAAAGGGAGACUUACAGCACAAGAAAUCAAGAGAAUGAUUCAAGAAGCUGAGAUGUAUAAGGAUGAUGAUGACAAGUUUAAGGAAAAGGUUGAGGCUAAGAUUGCUUUGGAGGAAUAUGUGUACAAGAUGAGUGCUUUUAUGGAAGAUGCUAAGGUUAGUUCCAAGAUUAAAUCAUCACAGAAGAAGAAUAUAGAGGCUGCAAUUGGAGAGGGUAGAGAGCUUCUUGAUGGUAACCAGCAGAAGGUUGAAACGGCUGAUUUUGAGAACUGUCUUCAUAAGCUUAGGAGCAUUUUUGAUCCAAUAAUAGUGUGA